Molecule: messenger RNA, 3623 nt
Organism: Colletotrichum destructivum
Lineage: Eukaryota; Fungi; Ascomycota; Sordariomycetes; Glomerellales; Glomerellaceae
Product: Putative sodium/solute symporter, sodium/glucose symporter superfamily
Exons: 5
Coding region: 1252-3432 (726 amino acids)
Biological process (GO): urea transmembrane transport; putrescine transport; spermidine transport
Cellular component (GO): plasma membrane
Molecular function (GO): urea transmembrane transporter activity; putrescine transmembrane transporter activity; spermidine transmembrane transporter activity
Source: RefSeq, a predicted model, not a curated record
GUCACAACAUAUUACAUCUAGCCUGAUAACCGAUUCACAACCUCGAGCCGAACGAACUCUGAUGUCGAGCAGCGGACCCGGUCUGCCACUCGAACUAGCGCAAGAUACCAGGGACGGCUCUUGAUCGCCGCUCCUUAUCAUUUCUUGGCCGCCGGCCGCCUCCACUAAAGGUGUCUUGCCCGAUCGUCACUCUGGUCCCGGAAUGUCAUUGCCUUUACCCUUCCCAAGGAACUCGAUGCCCAACUACAACCGACACCAUCACUGUAGGCUUCCUCUACAGACACAAUGAGGCCAGCCACAGUGCCUCAGAUCAAGCAGAGAGCUUAUCGGGGGCUUUCCUCUGGCCGUCAGCAUGAGGAACCAUCCACGAAUGCCUGGCGAACCUAGACAAAUUAGCCUCCCUUCCGCCCUAAAGCCGAGUCAGCAAGGGAGUAAGAAAGUUCAGAUGCCGUUUAGGUUUUGUACACAGACAUUGUUGUUGCUAGAAGAUCAACCGAAAGCCAUCUCAGUCACUAAGAACACAACACUGAACGGCAGCUCUUCAUACCCUUCGUCUCUUCAUAUUUGGCCAAGUUUCCACGAAGCUGGAGAUUUUGCAGCCGCUGAGCCCUGCAGAGCACACGGUCACGGAUUCCCGCGGAACAUCGAGCCAAUACAAUCACUACUACGAUCAUGUUGCUGAUGAAUUUCACAUCAAAAGAAUGUCACGCCGCCGCACUAAGGUCCACCCUCCCUCCCCCUAAGCCUAAGCGCUAUCCCGAACAAGCAUUCCUCUCGCAUCCGACUGGCUGCAGAUCUCCUAACGGGUGUGAGGACAGAUGCCAUUGGGCCGGGACAUGCGCACGGCAGCAUGCCGCAACGCUAUUUCUAUGACUGAUUGAAUUUUGGCCUUAUCUCUGUCCCGCACGCCGCAUGGUGUUGGUGGCCGCCGCCUCCGCGCCUUAUUUUUCUUUGACAAACUUCAUCCAUGGUCUCAGACUUGACGCACAAUCUCAGAGUACUGGUCCCAAACGGGCAUAACGUCGCAGCCCCCCUCCCCAUACCAGUAUCCCGGCCACCUCGCGCCGCAGCGUGAACCCCAAUGGUCUAGCAGAGAUAUCUCCAGGUUUCGAGUGGGGGCAGAAACGUGCCUUUGUAGGUGUGUAUCUCAUGGUGGCACAUGGGACAGGGUGGCUCCGGCAGUUUAAGCUCCGAUAGCCGUAGGACAGUAUCCCCUUAUUCGAUGCUGCCGCCGGCCAGUUAUCUGUUUCUAUGGUAUGGUUGUCUGCGGAAAUCGAGGGCAUACAUAUAUACACCCAUGGGCCCGGGCCCAAACAUGCCGGGAGCCUGCUUCGUUAUCACACAUUGUCACAGUCUGAUUCUCCUACAAACCGGCCCAAAAUGGUGACUGCAGCUCUCAACCAGGGUGUCGGCUACGGCAUUGUCCUCGGCGUAGGCUUCCUCUUCGCCAUUGGCAUGAUUGCCACGACCUAUGUGCUUAGACGAUACAACAGGGAGCUGCAGACUUCCGAGAACUUUACCACGGCCGGCAGGACGGUCAAGUCGGGCCUCGUCGGUUCCGCCGUCGUCUCGUCCUGGACGUGGGCCGCCACGCUGCUCCAGUCGUCGGGCGUGUGCUACCGAUACGGCGUCUCUGGCCCCUUCUGGUACGCCUCGGGCGCGACCGUGCAGAUCCUCCUCUUCGCGACGCUCGCCAUCGAGCUCAAGCGCAGGGCGCCCAAUGCACACACGUUCCUCGAGGUCAUCAAGGCCAGAUACGGCACGGCCACGCAUCUCGUGUUCAUCGUCUUCGGCCUGAUGACCAACAUCCUGGUCACCCUGAUGCUGAUCGUGGGAGGCGCGGCGACGGUCAACGCACUCACUGGCAUGCACACCGUCGCCGCCAUCUACCUGCUGCCCGUCGGCGUCGUUGCCUACACGCUCGUCGGAGGCUUGAAGGCGACCUUUCUCACCGACUGGGUUCACACCUUUAUCCUGCUGAUUAUUAUCAUCAUUUUCUCCCUGACUGCCUACGCCAGCUCCGAUGUGCUCGGCAGCCCCUCCAAGGUGUACGACCUCCUCGUCGAGGCCGCGCUCAGACACCCGGUCUCGGGCAACGCCGAGGGAUCCUACCUGACCAUGAAGUCGCAAGGCGGCGUCGAGUUCUUCGUCAUCAACAUUGUGGGAAACUUCGGCACUGUCUUCCUGGAUAACGGAUACUACAACAAGGCCAUCGCGGCGUCGCCGGUCCACGCGCUUCCCGGCUACAUUAUCGGCGGCCUCUCGUGGUUCGCGAUCCCCUGGCUGACGGCGACGACCAUGGGCCUCUCUGCGCUUGCGCUCGAGUCGAACCCGCGCUUCCCGACCUUCCCCGCGCGCAUGACCGAGGCCGAGGUCUCGGCCGGGCUUGCGCUUCCCUAUGCGGCGGUGGCCCUCCUUGGCAAGGGCGGCGCCGCGGCGACGCUGCUGAUGGUCUUCAUGGCCGUCACGUCGGCAUCGUCGGCGGAGCUCAUCGCCGUGUCGUCCAUCUUCACGUACGACGUCUACCGGACGUACUUCAAGCCCGACGCCAGCGGCAAGCGCCUCAUCUACAUGUCGCACGUGGUGGUCGUCGUGUACGCUCUCGUCAUCAGCUCCGUCUCGGUGGGCCUGUAUUACAACGGCAUCUCGAUGGGUUACCUCUACGUGCUGAUGGGCGUGCUCAUCUCGGCCGCCGUGCUCCCGGCGACGCUGACGCUCGUGUGGAAGGGCCAGAACAAGUGGGCGGCGACGCUCUCCCCCAUCUUCGGCACUGCCUUCGCCAUCAUCGGCUGGCUCGUCACGGCAAAGAAGACGUGCGGCGUCUUGGACAUCGCCUGUACGGGUUCUAACAACCCAAUGUUGGCCGGCAACGUCAUCGCCCUCCUGUCGCCCAUCGUGCUGAUCCCGGUCUUCACGCUGGCGUUUGGUAUAGACAAGUACGAUUGGAAGUCGAUGAUGGCGAUCCGCAGGGGCGACGACCACGAGCUGGCCAGCGCGGCCGGGCUGGACCUCGAGGAGAUCCCGGGACACCAGGAGACGCAGGCAGCGUUCGAACGCGAGCAGACGAUGCUGUCCCGUGCGUUCAAGAUUUCCGUCUCCAUGACGGCGUUUUUGACCAUCGCGAUGCUCAUCCUCUGGCCGAUGCCCAUGUACGGCUCCGGAUACAUCUUUAGCAAGCCCUUCUUCACGGGGUGGGUGGUGGUCGGCAUCCUCUGGAUCUUCUGCUCCUUCUUCGCCGUCGGGCUGUUCCCCAUCUUCGAGGGCCGCGCAACGCUCGUGCACACUGUCAAGUCGAUGAUAUCGGGCAAGAGGCCGACGCGCCACCACACCGUGACGCACGGGGAGGAGGAGGAGGAGGCCAAGGAGAAGACGAGCCCUGGCGGCGUUGCGCCCGAGAAAAAGGACGUGGGCGGGGAGACUGUCCCGUUGUAAAUGAUGAGAAGUGAGAGAGUUUGUUUGAAGGGGGAAGAAUGGAGGGGGACUUUUCACCGGAGUUGUGGUGACGCUAUACCAUCGUUUUUCAUGUCUGCUGUUUAUAUGCAAUGAUAUCCAGGGGGAGUUGAACCUAGCAACUGUGGAAGCAAUAGAAAAUGAGAAAUACCACGGAGUAACGAAGAUAAUUG